This is a messenger RNA of Mycena indigotica, 3015 nucleotides long. Its product is annotated as Glyco-trans-2-like domain-containing protein. Lineage: Eukaryota; Fungi; Basidiomycota; Agaricomycetes; Agaricales; Mycenaceae. The coding region runs from base 1 to 3015 and encodes 1004 amino acids. The transcript has 19 exons. The record is from RefSeq and is a predicted model, not a curated record.
AUGGACUACGACCGAUAUGACGCGCUGUUGCACUACCUCUUCAAACAAACACAGGGCGACGCUUGGUUUCGACCUGACGAACCAGUGUCCUCUGGCAUAGCUCUUCGAGUCUCGGAUGGAACUGUAGCUGGAGGCAGCAGCGGGGGAAACACGCCCACUGGCCAGCCCUCAAGCCCUGAAUUUCGAGUCUUUCCUUACGAGAACAGCGCGUUGGAGCCAUUCGAAGCUGCUGUUGCUGCCCUGAAUCCCCAAGUUGCGGUCAAAGUCAGGAGCGCCGCGGUCCAUGCUGCUCUUGCCGAAUUGUACGUCCUUAUUGCGCUAUUCGCAUUGAGCCUUACGCGUAUCCAAGGUCGUCCGACGAAAAAAGCAUCUACCUUGACUCAGAGACGCGCAUUCAAGUACUCGACACAAUGCUUCUCCUGCCUCAUGCCGAUAAAGAGCAGCAAGCGGCUUUCAUUGCGCCGUGACGAGCGAGUUCUCGUAGUCUGGUCCGAUAGCAUUGACGCUAUUAUACCUACCUGUCAAGAUUUCGAGGAUCGUCUCAUCAAACUCCUUUGGCGGUCUCGUCCAACCGGCCCUUUGUCAACUCCGGGCUCUAUCUCGGGCUCUAUUCUCUCCCACUCCUCGCUAGCUGCCAGGCCAUUUGACUCGGAGAAGCAAGCUGGCCUCCUGCCAGACCAAGAAAAACUCACGAAGGCCAAGGUUCGCCGAAAUUGGUAUGGAAAGAAGGUGGGGGUCGAGACUACAAUUGUCGCAGCAGAUGUCGAGUCAGGUCUGAGAGACAGACGUGACGCCAAACUAUACGCGCCGAUAUAUAACGGGUUAGCUGCGGGUCUCUCCUUCGUGUUCAUUGGGAAUGGCAUCAACACGAUCCUGCAAGAAUGGUCCCUUGACGGGGAAUUCAUCCGCUUCGCGCUUUUCGCCCUGUGCCCUUUGUUGUGGUGUGUCUCAUUGUUCUUUGCCCUCCAGCUCAUCCAAAAUAUCACGAUGUGGUACGUGCUCAUUUCAACCUCAGAAUCCUGGAUCGAUCAACACGUCAUCAGCAUCGGACCCGUUGCGCACUUUCAUGAGAACUCCAAGUUCUACUCCGCAAUUAAGCCACGAGCCAACAAAAUGGUCGAUGAGCGGCUUCCGCAUAUUACGAUCCAGAUGCCUGUCUACAAAGAAAGCCUUCUCACCGUUCUUGCGCCGUCGAUCGAGUCCAUCAAGAAGGCCAUGCAGACGUAUGCCAGGCAGGGAGGAACGUCCAGCAUUUUCGUCAACGAUGACGGCCUCCGGCUUCUUUCCGGGCCGGACCGGGACGAGCGGCUCGCGUUUUACGCCCAUCACAACAUUGGCUGGGUUGCUCGGCCAAAACAUGAUGGUAGCAGCGAGGGAUUCAAACGCGCGGGGCGGUUCAAGAAAGCAAGCAACAUGAACUAUGGGCUUGCUCUGUCGCUGAAAAUGGAGAAACAUCUUGAAGCAUUGGUCGAUGCCGCUGGACUGAACGCGCCUGUCAUUGGCGCUGGGGCGACCCCUGCAGCUGGAAGUAGGACAGGUAGUGUCCGCGGUGGCUUUGGCAAUCAUGCAAUCGGGAUGCCUCAUCGCAUGAGCCUAUCGUCGACUGGAUUCGUGGGUUCUGACAGCCGCAGCGUCACUUUCGCAGGUCAAUACGGCUUGCAAUACCAGAACCGAGACGGCGAUGACAUGGCUACACUUGGUAUGACCGCCGCUUUAGGCGAUGGAUUUGUCAACCUCGGUGCUGCGGAAGAACUUGAGGAAAGGGCGCUCGCGAUGGCAAUGGAGGAGACGUAUGUUGAGAGUGGGAAACGCUUCAGGCCCUGGGCUGCGAAUGGUCGCUCUUGCCGCAUUGGCGAGUUCAUCCUUAUAGUUGACUCGGACACCGUUGUACCUGAGGAUUGCUUGCGAGAUGCGGCUAGGGAGAUGACGGAAUGUCCAACCGUGGGAAUCAUCCAACACGAAUCAGAUGUCAUGCAGGUCGCCCACCAUUAUUUCGAGAAUGGUAUCGCAUACUUCACUCGUCGAAUCAAUAGAUGCAUUUCAAUGGCUUGUGCGAAUGGCGAGGUCGCUCCAUUUAUGGGCCAUAACGCAUUCCUCCGUUGGAAGGCGCUGCAAGACGCCGCAUUCGUUGAUGUCGACGGAAAGGAAAAGAUCUGGUCCGAAAGCAACGUCUCCGAAGAUUUCGACAUGGCGUUGCGCUUACUAUUGCGUGGUUACAUAAUCCGUUGGGCGACAUAUUCCAAGGGCGGAUUCAAGGAAGGCGUGUCCCUCACCAUCGACGACGAGCUCAACAGGUGGCAGAAGUACGCCUAUGGCUGCAGCGAACUACUCUUCCAUCCGCUGAUCCAGUGGUGGAGACGCGGUCCCGUGACCCAUCAGAUCCAUCAAUUCCUUUGGUGCAAAGCUGCCCCGAUGCACUACAAGAUUUCAAUGAUGGCUUACAUGUUCUCGUAUUACGGCAUUGCUGCCUCGGUAACGAUUGGUCUCAUCAACUAUGUGCUGCUAGGCUUCCAAUUUCCUGUUGAUGGCUUUUAUCGCGGCAGCUUCGAGAUCUGGCUGGCUUGCACAAUUGUGUUCUUCGGAACAGGCACAGUCGGUUACACCUUACUUGAAUAUCGUCUUGGCCACAAGGACCUCAUAUUCGGCUUCAUCCUCAAUCUCAAGUGGAUUCCUUUCUUCUUCUUUUUCUUCGGUGGACUGGGAAUACCGGUCAGCCAAGCAAUUCUCGCCCACCUUUUCUCGUACAACAUCCAAUGGUCUGCGACCAUAAAAGAGGUUCAAAGGUCGAAUUUCUUCAAGGAGAUCCCUAAGAUCUGCAAGCGAUUCUGGUUCCCGCUCCUUGUCUCCUUCAUCAUCAUCGCUGGCAUGAUUAUCGUCUCAACAAAUCUGGUCCCAUUGCAAUGGCGGGUUAGUGGAGAUGCAUGGGGUGUUAUCUUCCCCCUCGCUGUCGUGGCAGCUUGCCAUAUCUUAUUCCCGAUUGUGCUAAACCCAUGGCUGAUGGUGUUUUCUUACUGA